AUGUCGGCCCCAUCCGAUCACCCACCUGGUCCGACACUCAGCCAACCAACCACCGAUGCAUCUCAUAGCGCCUCCGAUGCCCAGUCGUUCAAGCGUACCUACUUGACCUCUUUGAGCAAAGACCGGAUCAUCGAGAUAUGCCUGCUCCUCGACAAGCACGUCUCCGCCGAUGCCCAACCGACCAUCUGGCCCGUCGACGUCGUCGGCAACAGAGAGGCUUCGUCGUCGUCUGAGACCAUCAUACUCAAGCAGGAACCGCAGACCGAGCCAGCACAACCUCUAGCCGGUCCAUCUACCCAGCCACAGGCCGAUGCGUUGUUGCACCCCCAGACAAACGGCAGCGCACCAUUGCUACUCACAAAGUCCGCGAGCCCUUUCCCUGAAAGACCUCCUCCACCACCCCCGGUCGUGCCCUAUCAACAUGUGCCGUACGGGUUCCCUACACACCACACUCCCUACUACACCGGCACAGGUACCGUCGGCGCCACAUCGUACGGAUCUGCCACCACGUCCAGCACGUAUCCAUAUUCACGGCAACAGUCUCAGCCAGCGGCACCCGCGAAUGGUAGUGCAGGCGCCGACCUGCCUUCAUACGAGGAUAUGAUCGUCGAAGGGCUCGGAGAGCUUGGCGCGUCAGAUCCGGAGGGCGCCGCGCCGAAGACACUGUUCAACUGGAUGAGCGCCCGGUGGCCGCUGCAGAUCAACUUCCGCCCAAGCGCCAGCCAGGCGCUACAAAAGGCAUACAAACGCGGCCGAUUGGAGAAGAAUCAGAACGGCAAAUAUAGACUGAACCCGACGUGGGGCGGCGGGAGUACGUCUCGACGUACAACGAGGAGACCCCAGACGCAAUCACAAGCGGCGGCAGCGAGUCCGCCGGUCCAGCCUUCCCCUUCGCCCUUCACACGGACGCCUCUGCAACACACGACGCCGGCUCCUGCGUCCUUUUCCUCAACGUCAACUGGAACCUACACCUAUGGCUCUCAAAUCCAAUACAACGCAUAUACGCCAGCAUCUUACGCCGCCUCUGCGUCGCCGCCCACCAUCUCGCACGAGAUGAACGGGCUGAACGCACUUAACACGCUUACGGUCCCUAAGACAGAACCGGUGGAUCCGGCGGCGAGUGCGGCCGUCGACGCUUGGGACGCUGCGCAGCGCAUCUUGAGCGCGUUCAAUCUGGAUCCGCUGUGCACCGCGCGGAUGCAUGACGACAUGGAACCAGCUAUGGUGGGCAAGGGCAAGGAGCGUGAAGAAGCGCCCGCCGUUGACGACAGCGGCGCGAGUCCGGAGGCUCGUGCGGCGCUGCAGGCGCAGUUGACCCUCUUGGCGUCGCAGCUGACGGAGAUUGCGGAGGAGGAGGGCGUGGAUAUCGCGAGCGACCUCGCGCACGGGUGGUCCAUGUCGGUGACAGAGCCGGAGAGGAGGGCAGAUGGAGAGAUACGGCCGAAGCAGGAGGACAUGGAGAUGACCCUGGUGGACUUGAACGGGCGGGUUGGUCACGAAGGCGGAGCCGGAUGA
Messenger RNA from Punctularia strigosozonata HHB-11173 SS5, 1515 nucleotides. RefSeq lists its product as uncharacterized. Gene Ontology annotation, molecular function: DNA binding. The record is from RefSeq and is a predicted model, not a curated record. The transcript is spliced from 2 exons. Gene Ontology annotation, cellular component: nucleosome. Gene Ontology annotation, biological process: nucleosome assembly. The coding region runs from base 1 to 1515 and encodes 504 amino acids. Lineage: Eukaryota; Fungi; Basidiomycota; Agaricomycetes; Corticiales; Punctulariaceae.